Molecule: messenger RNA, 3081 nt
Organism: Trichomycterus rosablanca
Lineage: Eukaryota; Metazoa; Chordata; Actinopteri; Siluriformes; Trichomycteridae
Gene: lrfn4b
Product: leucine rich repeat and fibronectin type III domain containing 4b
Exons: 1
Coding region: 1-3081 (1026 amino acids)
Biological process (GO): DNA integration
Molecular function (GO): nucleic acid binding
Source: RefSeq, a predicted model, not a curated record
AUGGUAACCCUCAUUACUUCUCCCCUACGCCUUCGAUCCGGAGCUCAUCAAGAGGAGAUCUCCCUAUAUCUUAUUCACUUACCAGAGUUUCCAGUGGUCCUUGGUUUUCCUUGGCUCAGUCGGCAUAAUCCCCAGAUUGAUUGGGUGACAGGCCAGAUAUCUGAGUGGGGACCUACCUGCCAUGCUACAUGCCUCUUUUCUAGCUCUCCACCUCCUCCUACCGAGUCUCUAGAUCCUACCGAGUUAUCCCAAGUUCCUGCCGAGUACCUCGACCUGAAAGAGGUUUUUAGUAGAACCCGAGCUGCUUCCCUUCCGCCUCACAGACCUUAUGACUGUGCCAUAGAUUUACUGUCGGGUACUAGUCCUCCUCGUGGACGGUUGUUUUCCCUCUCUUUACCAGAGCACAAAGCUAUGGACAAUUAUAUUCAGGACGCAUUAGCCUCUGGUAUCAUCCGUCCAUCUACUUCUCCCGCUGGGGCUGGUUUUUUCUUCGUCUCCAAGAAGGAUGGUGGCUUACGGCCGUGUAUUGACUAUCGGGGCUUAAAUAAGAUUACUGUGCGCAAUCGCUACCCUCUACCCUUAAUGUCCACAGUUUUUGAUAUUCUUCAAAGUGCCAAGAUUUUUACUAAACUAGACUUGCGUAAUGCUUAUCACCUGGUCCGCAUACGUGAAGGUGACGAAUGGAAGACUGCAUUCAAUACCCCUUCUGGUCAUUACGAGUAUCUGGUUAUGCCUUUUGGUCUAACAAAUGCCCCAGCAGUUUUUCAGGCCUUCAUCAAUGAUGCUCUCAGGGACAUGAUUAACCGGUUUGUAUUUGUCUACUUGGACGAUAUACUAAUCUUUUCAAAGUCUCCACAGGACCAUCGCCACCAUGUGCGACAGGUUCUCCAAAGGUUACUCCGAAACCACCUUUAUGUCAAACCACAGAAGUGUGAAUUCCAUCUCCGAGAGACUACUUUUCUGGGAUUCAUCAUCAGGGAGGGUCAGAUACAGAUGGACCCCAAUAAAACCCAGGCAGUGUGGGAUUGGCCCACUCCAAGCUCCAUCAAAGAGGUCCAACGCUUCUUGGGAUUUGCUCAUUUUUAUCGGAGAUUUAUCAGAGGGUUCAGUUCCGUGGCAGCACCCAUUUCAGCUCUUACCAAGAAGUCCAGACACCCCUUCAGGUGGAACCUAGAGGCAGAGGCAGCUUUCCAGGAGCUCAAGCAACGCUUUACCUCUGCACCCAUCUUGGCUCUACCCGAUCCUGCUAGACCCUUCAUUGUUGAGGUGGAUGCCUCAAAUGUAGGUAUAGGAGCCAUUCUUUCCCAGCGCUACUCUGAUGAAAAGUUACACCCAUGCGCCUUUCUAUCUCACCAUUUAAGCCCUACUGAGUCCAAAUACGAUGUGGGUGACCGUGAACUGCUUGCAGUUAAGAGGGCUCUGCAGGAAUGGAGACAGUGGCUAGAGGGUGCUCAGCACCCAUUCAUUGUCUGGACUGAUCACAGAAACCUGGAGUACCUGAAGCAAGCAAAACGUUUGAACCCUCGCCAAGCUCGCUGGGCCAUGUUUUUUAGUCGUUUUGAUUUUACGCUUUCCUAUCGCCCAAACUCAAAGAACACCAAGCCUGAUGCCCUGUCAAGGCAGUUUUCCUCAGCUGAGCAGGAGAACGACAAAGAACCUAUCAUCCCGAUCUCCCGAAUUGUGGCUCCCAUUCGCUGGGGAAUCGAGACGACGGUUAAACGGGCUCAACAACUGGAGUCUAACCCUGGAACCGGUCCAGCCGGACUUUUGUACGUUCCUCAAGGGGUACGUUCUCAGGUACUUCAGUGGGGGCACUCGUCUCAUCUGACUGCCCAUCCUGGAUCUAAAAGAACCUUGGAAUUUCUUCAAAGACGUUUUUGGUGGCCAGACAUGGAGAGGGAUGUUAAGGCUUUUGUGGGGGCCUGCGCUAUUUGCGUCCAAAGCAAAACUCUCCAUCAACGCCCUCAAGGGUUACUACAUCCUCUUCCUAUCCCAAGCCGCCCCUGGUCCCAUUUGUCCAUCGACUUCAUCACAGGUCUUCCGGAAUCUCAAGGUAACACUGUUAUUUUAGUAGUGGUCGACAGGUUCUCUAAGGCCUGUCGCUUUAUUUCUCUUAAGAAACUGCCUUCUGCUUUUGAAACUGCCAAACUAAUCUUUGAUCAUGUCUUCCGAGUUUUCGGGAUUCCACAGGACAUUGUCUCAGACCGGGGACCCCAAUUCUCCUCCCAAGUUUGGCGGGCAUUCUGCAAACAGAUUGGGGCCACGGCUAGCCUGUCCUCUGGUUUUCACCCUCAGUCCAAUGGGCAGACCGAGCGGAUUAAUCAAGAGCUUGAAUCCACUCUAAGGAGUCUGGUGAUGGACUGCCCCUCUUCCUGGAGUUCUCAAUUACCAUGGGCGGAAUAUGCGCACAAUACUCUCCAGUCUUCAUCCACCAAGAUGUCCCCUUUCCAGUGCCAGUUUGGUUUCCAGCCACCUCUCUUUCCUGAGCAAGAGGAGGACAUCAGAGCACCCUCAGUCCUUCAUUACAUGAGGCGUUGCAGAAGGACCUGGAGAAAAGUUCGUCGGACACUGCAGCAGGUCUCCAUAAUCAACCAGCGCCAAGCCAAUCGACAUCGAAGGCCAGCCUUGCAGUACCGCCCUGGCCAAAGAGUCUGGUUGUCCUCAAGGAACAUUCCUUUGCGGGUGGAGUCCCGCAAACUUGCCCCCCGUUACAUUGGUCCUUUUAUGGUAAUCCAAAGAAUCAACCCAGUCACUUACAAGCUCCAGUUGCCCCGCUUCCUCAGAAUACACCCCACCUUCCAUGUGUCCUUGCUACGACCGCUCCUUUCCUCACCGCUUGCUCCUGUGCCCAAAGUUCCCCCUCCCUUCCGAAUCAUUGAGGGCCAACCAGCCUUCACUGUCCACCGCCUACUGGACUCCCACCGGGUUCACGGCAGGGUUCAGUAUUUAGUUGAUUGGGAGGGUUAUGGUCCGGAAGAACGCUCCUGGGUGCCUGCCCGGGACAUCCUGGACAAAGAUCUCAUCAGGGACUAUCACUUCCAACAUCCUGACCGCCCAGGGAACGUCAGGAGACGUUCCUAG